Molecule: messenger RNA, 1179 nt
Organism: Mycotypha africana
Lineage: Eukaryota; Fungi; Mucoromycota; Mucoromycetes; Mucorales; Mycotyphaceae
Product: molybdenum cofactor biosynthesis protein C
Exons: 2
Coding region: 293-766 (157 amino acids)
Biological process (GO): Mo-molybdopterin cofactor biosynthetic process
Source: RefSeq, a predicted model, not a curated record
CAUGCUGUUCUUAGAACUGUUUGCAUUUUUGCUGUUGUAAUGAUGAAAUGAUAUAAAAUUCUGACCAUAUUCUUUAGCCCAGAUCAAGCAGGCUUACUCUGUUGGUACCAAACAUUUAGUUCCUGACUAUUCCCAUACACCGUUUCUACUACUCUCUACUAAUAUCAGUCUCACCAUCAACGCCAGAUACGGACACCAACGAUAUUAUUCAUCCUCUAAGAAUGACAAUAGUCACUACGAUGAUGAUAAAGCACGUUUGACACACACGGACCCACAAACUGGUGAAGCCAAAAUGGUAUCUGUUACGGCGAAACCGUCGACCCUCAGAGAAGCUAAAGCACUUGGUCGCAUUUUGCUUCCCCCUCACACUUUUGAUUUACUUCAAAAUAAUCAAGUCCAUACGCUGAAGGGUAACGUAUUGACUGUUGCCCAAAUAGCUGGUAUCCAAGCAGCUAAAUCAACUUCACAACUUAUUCCUUUGUGCCAUCCGUUACUUCUGGGUAUGAUCGAUGUUAAGUUAUGGCUGUGCAAAGAAAGACGAAGUGUUGAAUGUGAAGCCACCGUGCAAACAACCGGGAAAACAGGUGUUGAAAUGGAAGCUUUAACAGCCACUAGUGUAGCAUUAUUGACAGUAUACGAUAUGUGUAAAGCAUCGUCAAAGGAAAUGACAAUUGAGGGAAUUCAAGUGAUAGAAAAGAAAGGCGGAAAAAGUGGGCAUUGGAAGGCAACGCGAUUUCCAGCUGCUGAAGAAGGGAAAUCUGUUUAGAGUGCUACUACAAAAUCAUUCUAAUAAACAUUGCACGACAUAGGGAUAUGAAUCACUGGUAAACAAUAAAAAGUUCGCGAACAAAUGGGUCGUCGAUAUGCAUAAAACACUGUAUAAUGGUUUAAAGAGAAAUACUAUCAUCUUAAUAGCAUCAUGACUAGUAAGCCACACCUUUGUUGAAUUGCAAAGCAAAUCUAAACAGCAAAGCUUGUUCAAUAACUUCUUUCGAUGUAUAAGUAUACACCUUAAGCAUGAAAUACACUUAAAACUGAUCGUCUUGAAGGAGGCAUAACCGGGUCAAUCGGCUUUAUACGUUUUCUAGACAGUGACUUUAAUUUAAAAUUCAUUGCUUAGGUUGAAUCAAUGAGUUCCUGAGUCUUUGAGUCUUUUACCCCUAACAAAGAAAAUUGAGC